Molecule: messenger RNA, 2821 nt
Organism: Exophiala mesophila
Lineage: Eukaryota; Fungi; Ascomycota; Eurotiomycetes; Chaetothyriales; Herpotrichiellaceae
Exons: 3
Coding region: 271-2223 (650 amino acids)
Biological process (GO): regulation of exit from mitosis; positive regulation of cytokinesis; microtubule cytoskeleton organization
Cellular component (GO): mitotic spindle midzone; nucleolus; mitotic spindle pole body
Molecular function (GO): protein tyrosine/serine/threonine phosphatase activity; protein serine/threonine phosphatase activity
Source: RefSeq, a predicted model, not a curated record
UACCACUACCACUACCACUGCUAUCAACUCUACCUCUUCCCAUCCAUCAUUCUCAGCUUCAUUCAACGCUCGGUUGUAUUCUUCCAUUCUUAAGCCGCUCCUCGUUACCAUUGCCCAAGUCUUCGUCCUGGACAUGCAACUCUUAUAACCACAACAUCCCACUCUUGGAACUUUAUUCACUUUGCCUCAAGCUAGCAAGACUUGUUUGUUGGCCCAUUUCGACUCCUAUCUCUUCUCACAUCCCUCUCUCACCCGUCAGACCGACCAGUAAUGGCGCCUACCAUGGGCCAUUCUGCCAGUUACGGUCAAGUCAUUGAAUAUAUCCAAGAUCGACUAUACCUAGCCUCAUACAGUCAACCUCCCAAUGAGCAUACUCCCUUCCCAUAUCCUGCGACACAAGCAAAGAGGUCUCCUCACAAGAAGUCCAUCCGACCUCAAUCCACACCUACUGCCCCAUCACUGCGCCCGCCUCCAGUGUACUUCACAAUUGACGAUACUCUUCUUUACAAUGCUUUCCAUGCCGAUUUCGGUCCGCUGCAUAUUGGCCAUUUGUAUAGAUUUGCAGUUCAAUUUCACGAGAUACUUGGUGACCCCGCAAACAAUGACAAAGCCGUCGUAUUUUGGUCGAGGGCCGACGCCAGAAGCCGAGCAAACGCUGCAUGCUUGGUAGCUUGUUAUAUGGUACUCAUCCAAGCAUGGCCUCCACAUCUCGCCCUCGCCCCUAUCGCGCAAGCCGACCCUCCCUAUAUGCCCUUCAGAGACGCUGGGUAUAGUCAAGCAGACUUCAUUCUGAAUAUUCAAGAUGUCGUCUAUGGUGUGUGGAGAGCCAAGGAAGAGAAUCUUUGUCAACUGAAGGAAUUCAAUCUUGAAGAGUAUGAACGCUAUGAGCGAGUGGACAUGGGUGAUUUCAAUUGGGUCUCACCUCAAUUUGUCGCAUUUGCAUCGCCUCAAUCCGAGCCCGUCGCUCCCAUCCCAAUCACUUCUCCCGCCUAUGCCACCUUACCAUCUUGCGUCCCGGAGAUCAAGAACGCCAGGAUUGGUCAGCCCUUCAAGAAUGUCUUGACUCACUUCGUGCAAAAGGAUGUCGGUCUAGUCGUGCGCCUGAACUCGGAGUUGUACUGUCCGACCUACUUUACCGCUUUGGGCAUUCAACACAUUGAUAUGAUCUUUGAAGAUGGCACAUGCCCCGCGCUGCCUGUGGUUCGCAAGUUCAUCAAGCUUGCUCAUGACAUGAUCGCGAAGAACAAGAGCAUUGCUGUCCACUGCAAGGCAGGACUUGGUCGAACAGGAUGUUUGAUUGGUGCAUAUCUGAUUUACCGACACGGAUUUACCGCAAACGAGGUCAUCGCGUUCAUGCGUUUCAUGCGGCCCGGUAUGGUGGUUGGUCCUCAACAGCACUGGCUACACUUGAACCAGAACCAGUUCAGAGAGUGGUAUCUUGAAGACCAGUGGAAACUGAAGAUGGAAUUGGCCAAACCAUCCACCCCUCGCACAAUGUCGACAAAGACACCAAUGCGUCUGUCCAGCGCCACACACAGCGCCACUCCAACACGGUCCAGUGCCCAAAGAUCUGCCCUCGGCGAGAUUGACGGCAAUGAUGUGAGCAACGCUUCCUCCCAAGACGAGAAUCUUCCCGCCCCAACCCCCGGUCAGCCGAGAAAAUAUGCUCGCAUGGAUCCUAGACAUCAUCCAUACGCACGAUCGACGUCAAACUCGAUGCACAUCAAGGACGGCGCUUCCCAGACGUCUCAUCGGCAGAGUCUGAACGGUGCUGAAAGUGAAGAAGAGUUAACACUGCAGAGAGCCGCCGCGAGACGCAGCCACAGUAGAAGUCCCAGCAGCAAAGGAAAGGCCCGAAGCGUGUCCUACACAACGACCACGACCACCACGACCAAAACAUUUGAUGUUGCUGGUGGCAUGGGCAUCUAUGAGGAUGGUGCGGAGAUGGACUUCCAGGUCAUUGAAGACACCAAUGCCAUUUGGGAUGAACUUGCUCAGGAGCAAGAGAACCUCAAGCUCAGCACCAGGUCUGAAAAGGGUCAGAACGGCAAUCGACCCCGGACACCACGGUCCGCCAGUGGUAUGGGUGCGAUGAGCGUGUCCAAGACCCGAUCUCUAAGAGAAUCACCGCGCCGCGCAGGUGUCGAGGCCAACAUCAAGGUCCGCAAAACCAGCGGUCGGGUGGGCAGUGCCAGUCAUGGCCCCAUGGGUGUCAAACGAUGAUUCCAGUCACAUCUACCUCGAGAUGAUACGCUUUAACGAAAACUACUGUACUGAUGAUGUCUUGGACCAACAAAAACCUUUGAUGAGAUAGACGCAGGAACAACUAGUUGCAUGGAUGUCCAUCACCAGAGGAGGACAGCACUGUGGAUGAUCAAAGCUAUAUAUUGACAUGUGUCUGUCUGUCUGUCUGUGUAGCGGGUGGGCGCUGGCGGCAAGGUCGAUUGCACAACACAUGAAGUUCGAUCAGAUGGGACGAAUGACGACUUCAAAGGGAUGUUUGAUUUUGACGACGAUUGAUUGCAUGGCGCACUGGGUAGGGGGGCCGGGGACAUUGUUGAUAAAAUGACGUUUUUGUUAUGCAUGCAUGGUAAAAACACCAGGCACAGCCUCCGUCACCGGCUCUCGUACAUGGCUUAUAGUUGACAAGGCGGAUGGAUGGAUGGACAGUCGUUUAUUCCUCCUGGCUGAGAAUAGUAGCAGUGGUAAAACCUAGUGAUAGUCAUACUACUGUUCUUGACCAUUUGACCAAAGUUCGGCAGAGGCGGAGUAAGAAGUUGUUGGAGGUGUUUAUUGUAAAGAAUCAUUGUUUGUAUUGUUG